AUGGACGAUGUUGAUACCAUCAUCGAGAUCUUGCGGAAGGACAACGACGCUGACCUACCACCGGAGUUGGUACUUGAUACAGCUGCCACACUGAGCCGAAACAUCUUCACGCACUGGCACCGUCUGAACGCAAUCGUGCAGCGACACGAAGGCGCCAUACGGAUUCGAUGGAGAAGGAAGUCUCCGGCGAAGCGUCGAGAACUACUUCAAGUAGUCUAUCCCGGAAUUCCCGACCUGCACCGACCGGAUGUGGACAAUAUGCAUGGCAAUUUCACCGAUUGUCCUUGCGGACAACCAUACCAUGCGGCAACCAGCAGCGAGCUCAGACCUUAUAUCAAUUCAGAAGACUUGUUGGACGCCAAAUCCCUGCUUGUGUUCAUCAACGCCCGGGCGCGCAAUCGUCCUGCUACGUUUGCUUCAUCCGAGCUCAGCUUCUCUCCCAUGGCCGUCCCAUGCCAGGCUAUCCGCUAUCAGCAUGUCCUCAUAAAUCUCUCGGACCAAAACUCCAAGACACAGGAAGUCAAGGAAGAGAUGUAUGGCCGAAUCAGAGGGUUUGAGUCCGAAACCAACGCUGUCUCUGAAGACCAGGCGAUGCAUGUUUUGCAUCACCUAGGAGAGGGCCUCCAGAUACUCCGCAUCCAGGAAGGCGUACUAAAGUUCCUCGUCGGCUGCUGCGAAAACAUCAUGCAUGACAUCCUUCCAGGGACGCUGUGCAGCGACGUUUAUCCGCCUUUGUCAGAACCGCCGAGCUUGUCAGAACCAGAAGAGCUGAGUAGUAGUCUUGCAGAUGCAUGCAGAAAGGCGCCAUUUGGUCCGCGAGGCGAGCCAAACUUCGCACGUAUCCGCCACCUGAUCUCGACAGCAGUGGAAAAGUGCGAGGACCAUGCCUGGGCUUUGCGCGAAGAUCCUGCGUAUUUCGCAGAGUAUGUUCAAGAUCACGCCGAACAUCGACAUGAAAACAUACUGAACGAAGCCGGAGAACCAUCGAAGAGACUUGGAACAAGCGAGUUCUACUCUCUGAUCCUCCGUGAGAUCUUGAACAAGGCGUAUGCGUGCCUGGUCUUCUGGGAUCAGCUUUACCGACUUUCAAGCGAAGUCGAAGUUCUUCACACACUGAGUUUGCGUGUGGAAGCAAGCGAAGAGCUUAUCAAGCGCUAUUCGGAUAGUGUGGAGAUGUUGUACUACAUGUUGAGUCUAGGUAGUUACGACGCGGCGGGUCUCAUCAGGCACUUCUUGAUGGGAGCACCACAGUUACGGCAUCUCAUGAUGAGGUACACCAUACCAGCAGGAUGCGACAACGUGCUCGAAGGUGAAUCUGAUUACAGAACCACAGAAGUGGAUAGUAACGAUAUCAUCGGACAGCGCGUGAGGAAGCUCUUGACCCGGGCGACCGCCUUCACUCAGGUCGUCGACUACUCCCAUCUCAAUCUAGAUUGCCUUGAAACGUACUUUAGGCGAGAGCCUUCCGCCAAAGAGAAAGUCUCGCCAUUCAUAGAGGACUAUCUGAAUACACUUUCAGUGUGCGUUGAGUGUCUUCAUCAACUGCGAGUGUCUUCCUGCUACGUCAAGCUGAGGAAUCACUUCGAUUGUGGACGAAAGGGCCCCCUUUACGCCAAGUGGUAUCUCAAAUUUAUGCAACCUUUGGCGCGCUGGAGAAAGGUUCUAGACGAUGGAGGUGUCAUUGCCCCAGAUCUUGGUAAUCCAUCCAAUGGCAGGUUCGAUUAUCCGAGUGAGAGCGUCCGAACAAAGCAGACGGUGGGAGCGCGUCGAAAAGCGGAACGCAACCUGGACAAGUUUUGGAGGUACAUCGACAAUGCUUUUCGCAAGCGUACAGGAUAUUCUCAACACGAUACCAUUCGCAGACUUUUGGACAAAGGUGGCCCGAUGCUAAGAACGGCUCCGUGGAUUGACUCCGAAGAUCUUGACACGGCAUCAACACCGUCUCCCGUGUACGAGUAUCAGGCCACAUCCGAGAUCUUCCACGACCCAACCAAAGAGAUCACUGGGAAUUUCAAUCGCCUCGAUGUCACGGAUAGAACCAAAGCGAAGACGCACGGCGAGAUGACAGCCAUAGCCCAGGAUGCCGAUGAGGAUGUGCUUGAGCGAUCGGCUGCAAUUUCGAAACCGUUGUAUCACGUCGGCAAAGACGCCUAUAUCGUGAUCAAAGCACUUUUCCAUGUGCCAAACGACAGCGAACCCCCGGGUAAAGUCCGCUGGGAUCAAGUCGUAGCCACGCUUGCCAAGCUUGGAUUCGCCGUCGAGAAGCUACACGGGUCUGCAUGGCAAUUCACACCGAAGAAGCUGAAUUUGCCACGCGGAAUCCAGUUCCAUGAGCCGCAUCCGAGCGGUGAAGUGCCAUUGACUCUGGCCAGACGCUACGGACGUCGACUAGCGCGUGCGUACGGAUGGGAGGCAGCGAUGUUCAAGCAGAAGUGA
Messenger RNA from Alternaria triticimaculans, 2436 nucleotides. RefSeq lists its product as uncharacterized. The record is from RefSeq and is a predicted model, not a curated record. The coding region runs from base 1 to 2436 and encodes 811 amino acids. The transcript has a single exon. Lineage: Eukaryota; Fungi; Ascomycota; Dothideomycetes; Pleosporales; Pleosporaceae.